GUCUGGUCAAGGGCACGACGUCGACCGUGCAAAAUUUUCUGUUACCGUCAAAUGGUGGAGGUAUUGAGGAAAGGAUAGAUCACGAAACGGUGACUCUCCCACCUGAUGCAGAACUGGAGAUGAAAAAGCUAGAACUUCAACCUGGAACAGCGUACAAGUUCCGAGUAGCUGGUGUCAACUCGUGUGGACGAUGCUUGUGGAGUGAAGUUUCCGCUUUCAAAACAUGUCUCCCUGGAUUCCCUGGUGCUCCGUCAGCAAUAAAGAUUUCCAAAUCACCCGAAGGUGCACACCUGUCUUGGGAGCCACCUCAGAGUACCGCUGGAGAGAUAACAGAAUAUUCAGUCUAUUUGGCUGUCAAAGGAACUUCAGCUCAGUCUGUGAGUGGGCCUUCUCAGUUGGCAUUCGACGAGGGCGGAAUGCCAAGCGACCAACGUCACCCGUCAGGUUAUUUGACGUACCAAACGGAAAGUUCCGACAAGAUAAUGCGCCCCAAUACUUGCUCAGUUCUCAAAACGCCCUCCGGAAGCUGGAGCAGUGAAAAUUGUCAAUCGACUUCAACUGCCGACUCCACUUGCGAAUUCGUCGCUGAUGUCCACAAUCCGGACAUCCGGUCAUCGCUGAUGUAUCGCCCGGAUUUGGAUUACAUGGAGAAGUUCUGUACCAAGGAAAAUCACGACGACGGCGUGCCGAGCAAACUCAGUUAUCACUGCAGCCGUCUCAGCGCCUCCGAAGUAAUUUAUAAGCACUCUGAUUUUAAUCCCGUAGUCACGCCGGCUAACAUUUCGGCCGACAUCACGUUCAACGUUAUCCAGAACCCGUUCAGCGGCUACCAGGUCGUCCCGGAUAUGGCGUCAUUCAAGGACGCGAAAUCGUUUGAGACAGCCAGAUCGUCUCUGAUGCAAUUCGUCAGCUUCUUUUUGGAUUCCAUUUGGUUAUCCGUCGACGUGUACAAUGGGUACAAUGUCACCGAGUUGCAACCGCCGAUCGUGCUCGACAGUUACAUCAAAAACAAGUUGUUGGACAAAAUGAAAGAUUUGGAAUACGUCAGUAGCAGUUUCGAGAAAUUUGGCGAUGCUCUGUCGAGAGCUCAAUCGAGAGCCUAUAGCGGGCAGGACGUCAUCAUUUAAACGGCCGUUCAGACUUUUUCAAGUCUGAGCACUUGGGUCAAGUCGUACGAA
This is a messenger RNA of Daphnia pulicaria, 1178 nucleotides long. RefSeq lists its product as uncharacterized. Lineage: Eukaryota; Metazoa; Arthropoda; Branchiopoda; Diplostraca; Daphniidae. The coding region runs from base 120 to 1127 and encodes 335 amino acids. Gene Ontology annotation, cellular component: histone methyltransferase complex. Gene Ontology annotation, molecular function: protein binding; transcription coactivator activity. The record is from RefSeq and is a predicted model, not a curated record. The transcript has 7 exons. Gene Ontology annotation, biological process: regulation of DNA-templated transcription; chromatin remodeling.